Messenger RNA from Phytomonas sp. EM1, 1398 nucleotides. NCBI's taxonomy places the organism in Eukaryota, Euglenozoa, Kinetoplastea, Trypanosomatida, Trypanosomatidae. The record is from the annotation of a GenBank genome assembly.
AUGGAAAGUUUCAAAGAUGUGUUGCUCAGUCAGCCUCCAGCGAUGUAUUCGCAGCCCGCCAACGCAAAUAUUUACUUAGAAAAUUACAAAGGCAUCCUCCUUUGUGGCCGCCCGACGCUGUCCGUGAAUGGCAAAAAUGAUUUCUCACUAAGCAACGACGCUGGUGGCGCUAAUCACGACAGGGAUUUCUCACCUGCCAAUAGGACUGGCAACCCACUCGGUCUGGGCCCAUCUGCGGAAUUUCUCGCACUACGAGAACGUAAUCAGGCCCUGCGUGCGCAGAACCAAGGCAAAAAUCGAAGUAAAUCGCAACAGAUUCUCUCUCGGCAUCGCCGUUGGCUUCAUAGCUUUGCCAAGCAGCUAAAGAGCAUGAAGCAAGCCGAUUUGGAUCGUGAAGUGGAAGCUGCGCGGCGAGCAGCACGGCUUAGGGAGGCGGCGAUCCAACGAUACCAGAUUUCAGCUGCAGAGAAUGACGAUGGAACAAACGCUAGCCAGCAACCUCAACCGGCGCCGUAUAACCCCAACAAGGCACUCGAUCCGUUCGCAAGCUCAUCGCGGGAUAUCUCGGGUUCGAAACCUAAACCUGCGAAGGAAAAGCCAAAGUGGGCCAUGACUGAAGAUGAAGCCUUCGAGGCCGAGCUCAAUGAGAACAAUAGCCUGCUCCAAUUCGCAAGGAAUUUAGACUACGACCGUUUUAUUGGCGACUUCGAGGUGGCAGAAGCCCUCAGCGUCAUGCGCGACCGAGUUCGGAAGAUUGCCCAGGCCAACAACUGGUCCGAGGAAGAUAUCCAGCAUGCCGCAAACCACAACGCCGAGGAUGAUCUCCAGUCAACUGUGGCGCCCUCUGAGGGUGGUGGCGAGGAUGGGGUCUUCGCGAUGCGCCAGAGUCCGGAGGGUCCGCCUGAGGCACGUGCCGCGCUUCCCGCCCGUGCGGCCGUUCACCAAGGGGAUUGGGAUAAUAGCACCAAACGCGGCCGGGUGCUGAAACGGGCGAUCAGUAAAGACGCGCUGCUCCUGGCGGAACGCCUGCUCGCGGUCUCGCCAUCCAUGCAGAAGAUCCACACCAAGCAGAGCUUGGCCCGUGUGCUGCAGCAGUGUGCCUUGCAAGGUGAGAUCAACCCCACGGAGGAAUACCUCUUUCUCCGCACCGGGGCGAAUAUACGACACAAUCGCGAGAGCGCCAACGAGCUUGCCGGCAUGACGACCGAGGAGCUGGCCGUCGCGACGGCGAUCGGGCCCGUCCUCGGGGAGGAGCCGAAAAUCGUCCAGCUUCGCCCUGGGGACGUCAGCUCGAGCAGUGAAGGCAACGUGCAGCAGGUGCGCAUCCUGAGGGAGCUGCAACAGUCCAGGGAUCGGGUACAGGGGCUGCCCUAUCUGUACCGCUGCCCGGCGAUCUGA